Molecule: messenger RNA, 5823 nt
Organism: Patella vulgata (common limpet)
Lineage: Eukaryota; Metazoa; Mollusca; Gastropoda; Patellidae
Product: neurobeachin-like protein 1
Exons: 23
Coding region: 223-2796 (857 amino acids)
Biological process (GO): intracellular protein localization
Cellular component (GO): membrane; cytosol
Molecular function (GO): protein kinase binding
Source: RefSeq, a predicted model, not a curated record
UUAAAAUUUCAGAGUCAAAUUAUUGAUGUAUGUAAAUUAAAAUCUGCUCAAGAACAAAAACGAUUCCAUAACGUUACUGCUCAGUUACGCAACCAACACUUAUCUACCAUACGUAAGUGGAGAGCUACAAAACGAUUUUUUACUGGAGAACGAGGUGCUUGGAUUGAAAGAUCUCAAGAGGAAAUACACUGGAAACUGUCUAACCAAGAAAACUUUUCACGUAUGAAAGUGAAAUUAAUUCAGAAUUAUACAUUUGAUUCACAUAAAGGUGCUAGUAGUCAGAGAGAUAACACAGGAAUGACAGAGGCCGAGUAUCAACAAGAAUUACGUAAUUUAAAGUUAUCUAAAGAAGCUCUAGUAUCUAAAGAAAACAUAGCUGAUGAUGCACUGGGUGAUGAAGAUUGGAAUGUUAUCAGCUCUUCAAGCACAGCAAGUGAAGAAUUAUCAGGAAAAGAGAAAUUAGUAUUUUCUGAAGAUUGUGUUUUAAUCACAUUAGUUGAGAUUAUCAAAGGUCGUCUAGAGGUUACAACAACUCAUGUCUACUUUUUUGACUGUAGUUCAAAUAAAACAGAAGGAGGUGAAGAUUUUAAAUGGGCUCUAAGUCAACUGAGAGAAAUACAUUUCCGUCGCUAUAACUUGAGAAGAAGUGCCUUGGAGAUGUUUCUUAUUGAUCAGACUAACUACUUUCUUAAUUUUGCUGAAAAAUCUGUGAGGAACAAAGUAUAUAGUAGAAUGCUAAGUUUACGACCACCUAAUUUGAAUUAUUAUGGAACCCGAUCACCAGCUGAAUUAUUGAAAGCUUCAGGACUAACACAGAAAUGGGUUCAGCGUGAGAUAUCAAAUUUUGAUUACUUGAUGCAGUUAAAUACAAUAGCUGGAAGAACAUACAAUGAUCUUAGUCAAUAUCCAGUUUUUCCAUGGAUAUUAAGUGACUAUGUUUCAGAAACACUUGAUUUAGAAAAUGACGAUAUCUAUCGGGAUUUAUCAAAACCAAUGGGUGCUGUAAAUCCUAAAUUUGAAGCAGAGGUCCGAGAAAAAUAUGAAACAUUUGAAGAUCCUACUGGUAGUAUAGAGAAGUUUCAUUAUGGUACACAUUAUUCUAAUGCUGCUGGUGUUAUACAUUAUAUGGUUAGAAUGGAACCAUUUACUACAUUACAUAUACAACUACAGAGUGGCAAAUUUGAUGUUGCUGAUAGACAAUUCCAUUCUAUACAUGGUAGUUGGAUGUCUCCUAUUGAAAAUCCUAAUGAUGUAAAGGAACUUAUACCAGAGUUUUUUUAUUUACCAGAAUUUCUCGUAAACAUGAACAAUUUUGAUUUGGGUAAACUACAGUUAAGUAAAGAGAGGAUCAAUGAUGUUAUUUUACCUAACUGGGCUAAAACACCGGAGGAAUUUAUACAUAAACACAGACAGGCACUAGAAUCUGAACAUGUGUCUAGAAAUCUGCACAACUGGAUAGAUUUGAUAUUUGGAUAUAAACAGAAAGGACCAGCUGCUGUAGAAGCUGCAAAUGUCUUUUAUUUCUGUACAUAUGAAGGAGCUGUUGAUUUGGAUGCCUUAAAAGAUCCACAAGAAAGAAAAGCUGUAGAAGGAAUGAUCAAUAACUUUGGUCAGACACCAACACAGUUAUUAAAGGAACCACAUCCUAAAAGAAUGUCAUUUGAUGAAACUAUUAGUAAAAUCUACAAAAAUUCCAAACCACUUAAUAUAUUCCAUUUUGUCAAAGAUUUAAAACCAUUCUAUGCUUCGGUAUCAAGUGAAACUGAUCCGUUAGUAUAUAUCCAUGUUCCAAGAAGUCAAGCUAGAUCUAUUAUACAACAUGGUGCUUCAGAUAAUAUGGUAACUGUAACAGAAGAUGGUAUAAUAGGAGUACAUGGUUGGUUACCGUAUGAUAAAUCUAUAUCUAAUUAUUAUACAUUUGAACAAGAUCCAUCAAUGCUCAAUCUAAAAACAAAGAAACAUGUAAAUGGAGCUUUUGAUCCUGGUUUAUGUAUAGAAGCUAAGUUAUUUGUUGUAUCACAUGACUGUAAGUUAUUAUUUAGUGGUGGACAUUGGGAUAAUAGUCUACAAGUUUAUCUUAUCACUAAAAACAAGAAGAUUAAUCAUAUAGUUAGACAUAUUGAUAUAGUGACAUGUCUAGCGUUAGAUUAUUGUGGUAAACAUCUAAUAACUGGUUCUCGAGAUACUACAUGUAUAGUGUGGGAGAUAAAUCAACAGGGUGGAAUUAGUAGUAAUGUAUGUAAUAAACCUAUACAAACAUUAUAUGGUCAUGAUGAUGAGGUUACAGCUGUACACAUAUCAGUUGAAUUAGAUCUAGCUGUAUCAGCUUCUAAGGAUGGUACUGUUAUAAUGCAUACAGUACGUAAAGGACAUUAUAUGAGAACAUUACGACCACCAUGUGAAGUAGACUAUACCAUGAAUCUACCGUUACUAGCUGUAUCUGAUGAAGGACAAGUUGCUUUAUAUUGUAAAGAAGUUAAUAAAAGCUGUACUCAGGAGAAACAUACCUUACAUGUAUAUUCUAUUAAUGGUAAACAUUUGGUCACAGAAACAUUGAUGUCUGGUUUAGGUCACAUGAUAUUAGCAGGAGAGCAUCUUAUAAUGGGCGAUAAUCAGGGACAACUUAUCAUGAAACAGCUGUUCGGAUUAAAAACAAUCACCACAAUACCAUUAUUAGUGCCUAUAACAUGUUUAAGUGUGACCAGUGGUAACAGUCAUCUAUUAGCUGGUCUUAAAGAUGGUAAACUCAUUAUUAUUGGUCUGAAGGGAAAACAGAAGAGAAUGUCCAUAUUUUAAGAAUUAGUAUAUAUUGUUUAUAAAAUGUCUGUUGUGUAUAAAUGCUGAUGUAAAUACAAGUAGAUGAUAUAUUCUGUUAGUUACAAAGUGAUCUCGUCAAAAUCUCAUUAAAAUAUAGAUCUUGGGUUGAAAUUGUUCUCUGUCCUUUGUUACCAUAAUUAUAUGCUUAAACUGAGAUCUGAAUUCAAAGUUAUUCUCAUUAUUAGUGUAAUGUGCUGGUAUAUGAGUAAUGUUCUGAUACAAGUCUGUGUAUAUAUGGUUAAAACAUCAUUACAAUAUCAAGUCUUUUACCUUGACUGUAUUAGCUAUGUAGCUAUGAAUCUUAUAAAUUUGUUUGUUUGACCUGUUAUAAUAUAUCUAUAAUAAUGAAGGUCAGUGAAAUAAAAAGUGCUAUAAAAUAUUUAUUUAGUUUUUGCCUAAUUGCUGGGACUGAAAGGGGAGACAUAAGACAAGUAUAAGAUGUGUAUUUUAAUGAGUGUCAUAUUAUUGUUAAGAAUACCGGUACUAGUGCCUUUAGAAAGUAUUUUAUAUAUGUUUACACACUAGGCCAACUAUAGUUUCUUGUUAUAUAUUUAUUGUAUUAUUAUAAUUUUAAUAUCUAUUUCUACUAAUUACAAUGAAUGAAUAUUUUUACAGUUACAAUAAAAACUGUAUGUACAUAUUAGUAUUUUAUUUCUCAAAUAGAUUUAAAAUAUUUUUAAUUAUGUGACAUAGGCAUAUAUGUAUAAACUAAAUUAUUAUCAAUAAGUAAAACUAACUACAGAAAAACCACACAGUAUAACAAAAUUAAAUAAGUUACCUAGUUAAUAGAAGUUUUGGGUGUGAAUGUAUUAGGUGUAUAAAAAGUUCCAAAAUUGUUCCUUCCACUUUGUGUCUUUGAGCAACUCUUGACUAUUUUCCCCAUUUGUACAAUUUGAAACAGUCAUUGUUGAACUUAUUUUUUUUAAAUCAAAAAUAUUAAAAUCUCCAUUCAUAAUUAAGAAAACUUAAGAUUAUAGAAAUAGGUUUGAAAUUAGUUUAAAGUAAGAAGUCUUUGUUUGCUGCACGAAACCACAUCUUAAAAUCAAACUUUAUUCUGGUAUGUUGGGACUUAAGGCAAGGAUAAAUGUUUGUUAAUAUUAGAUUAUGUGUGAUCUUGUAUAUAAAUGUAUAAAUUUCUUACAUACAUGUACUUAUCAUUACUCGAACAAAAGAAAAACCCUGCAUAAUUCUCAUGUUCUUAUAGAUUUUUACUUUUCAUCUUAAGAUUUUUUAUUAUCUCAAGUUAGUGCAAUAAUAAAGAUAUAUUUAACAGAUAAUUGAAUAUCAUUUCUCAUAACAUAGGCCAUUUUUUAAUUUGGGUAAUAUCUAAGACACUGAAUUUCAAACAAUAUUUUAAUUCUUAUUUUGAUUAGAAGUUUGUUUUCUGUCCGACGAAUUACAAUUAAUUGAUAUAAGGUGAAGCAAUAUUACAGAAUUUACAAUAAUCCUUGAAAAUGUGCCAUUGCAAAAAAUGUUCAAUUGUGAUAAUAAUUUGUGUGAAGAAUGACACCCAAUCUUAGAGUGAUAUUAAUGUAGUUGGUUCAGUGUUGUGAUAAACACUAUUUAUUGUGACCUCUCUUUUAUGAAAACAAACAUAUCAUUUGACUGGUAUAAUGUAUGACAAAAAGAAUAUUAACAAAAAAAUGUAUAUCAACACAUGACAUCCCAUUAUUUUAAGGUUCAAGCACUAUACUGUAUAAGUACCUUGCCAUUGGAAAUAAACCUUUUUGUUUCAGAAAAUUAAGCAAAUUUGGUUUGUUUACUUAUUUUAUUGUUAUAUUUUGUUCACCAUAAGUUAUAACUCAUCUAACUUUAUUUAAGACAAAUCAACACAUAAAAUCCAAGGAAAUUCACGGUUUCAUUUUUGACUCAAAUAAUGGGUAUGCACUACAAAAAUUAACACAUUUAAGAAAUUGAAGGAGAUAGAAGUGCCUACAAUUCCCUAGUUUUAUUAUAGACAGAGAAUAGUGUGGUCUACUUUGAAAAUAGAUUGUUCACAAAAUGAAAAUAAAAGAUUGAUGCAUGUGCUGAAGAAUUAUUAUUACUGUUAUUAUAUAUUUUAUACUAGAAAACUUUGUUUCAUACAAUACUACUGCUGUAUUAUAUAUAAUUGGAAAAACUGUAUAUAUUAGUAGAGAGUAUUUAUAUUGUUGUCGAUCUUACAUAUUUAUUUAGUUGGAUUAAAUAAUUAUGAAAAAAAAUUACAUAUGAUCAAUGCGAAAAUAUUUGAUUACACCUGAUGUGUUUAGUUAAACGUCUGUCUUUUGACUUAGGAUGACUCAGUGAUAGCAAAUUUUUGGAACGUCUUUUCUGACUGAAAAGAAAACAUAACUCGAUGCAGAUUUUUAUAUUUUAUUAUCUUUCUUGUAUUGGAAGACAUGUAGUUUGAAUCAUACACAAACUGGAUGUGGUGUUAUAAAAUUAACAGUCAAUUGUUGUAAAUAAAAUGCCAGGCAUAAGGCAAAAUAAUGAGUAUAAAAAAAAAAAAUAUGAUGGCACCAUCACAAAGUUGUUAGAAAUAAACAUAAAGGUAACUUGCAUUCCAUAUAAGUGGGGUUUUUUAUACAGCAGAUGAGAUCUGAUCAAAUCAACCCCAUAUUUAUUUACCAAGCCUUCAGUUCUCUCUCCCCUUUAUUAUGCUAAUUACAAUGUGUUCAGUUAUUGUACUUAUCUUGGUACAUAUUGUCUGUGUUAUUGUAGAGGAAACCUUUGUUUUGAAUUAUAUUAUCAACUUAUUUUAUAUCUUAUUUGAAUGUAAAUAAUUCUGUCGUGCAUUGGUUGCCAACAUCAAAUUUCUUUAUUUUGUAGACGGGGAAAGUGUUUUUAGAAAAUGUUACCAUCUUGAUUCUGUAGUUAUAGAGUGAUUUAACACAAAUAUUUUGUAAUUACAUGCAGUCAAUAAAGUCAAUUAUUGUGAUAUUGCCUAUAAUGAUAAUAUUGUAUCUAGUCGAACAUCAAUACAUAUAAUAUAUACACAGUAAUCUUAAAUAAAAUUGAAUCAUUAAA